AUGCUCAAGCUCAAGCUGGGCCGGCAGAACUCGCAGGCCUUCCAGGACGGUCAGAAUGCACAGGCACAGGCAAAGGCGCAAGCCCAAGCACAACAGCAACAGACUGCUCCGUCGCCUGCCUCGUCCAGCGUGCCCACACCAGCCACCGGCAGCUUUAAGCUCAAACUGAAUCUAUCGCAACCACCGACACCCAUCGAACAGUCGGCCUCCGCCUCGGCCUCCGCCUCUUCUUUCCCCGCAACAUUUCCCAGCUCCACGGGCGAGAAGAAGAAGCGCACGAAGAAGGCCGAUGGCACUGGCAUCGGCAGGGGCAAGAAGCGCGCCGCCGACCCCGACGACGGCGACAGUCAACCCGCUCCAAAGCGUAUCGCCAGCGGCCCUGCUCCUCCCGCUCCCUCUCGCAAGAUCUCUCUCAAGCCGCCUCAGACGCCGGCUCUACAACGACCCAGCGCACCCAAGAUCAGUAUCCAGACCAGAAAAAAGUCACAGCCCAAGCUGGUCGAAAUACGCGCUCGUGGCAAGAUUCCAACGCGUGACAAGGGAGUUGGCUAUGAUUCAGAGGACUCGGAUACGGAGAAAGAUCCGGCCAUCCAGCAGGCACUGGUGCUACGCAUGGAAGAUGGCGAAGACGCUCAAUAUUUGAGGCAGGCCAUUGCAGAAGGCAAAAUCGGCCAGAAUGUCCAAGAGGGAGACGCCGAUGUCAAGAUCAGGUUCAUCGAAAAGGGCUUUCGUCGUGCCGUCAUCACUAUCCGUCAGAGGAUGUACGCUGCCGUGCUCGUGGAUCUACCUUGCAUUGUCGAGUCCAUGAAGAGUUUUGACAGGAAAGGUUGGUGGAAAGUAGCAGAUAUCGCACAGAUGCUGCUCGUUCUGGGUCAGUGUCGCAACGACGAGGAGGCCAGGGCGAUGCCUCUACCGAGAGAAGUCAAUAAGGACAACUACCAAUAUGCUCAUGGCCUUACACCACCCAUGCACUGGGCGCGGAAACGACGAUUUCGAAAGCGACUCAAUUACAACGAGAACAUGAACAUUGAGGAGGAAGUGGAAAGGCUCAUUGCUGCAGACAAAGAACGCGAGAGGCUAGGAGGCAGAACGGAGAUGCAUAGAGGAGACGGACGAGAGCAACGUCAAGCCUCAGAGCCACGAUCUGAGUUGGAGUAUGUGGAUGAAGAAGAUGGAGAAGGCGCUCUGGAGACCAUCGAAGGCGACGGUCAACAGUAUGAAUUCAAUCUCGACGCUGAAGGUGAUGAAGAUGCCGAAGGAGACGAGGAUCUCGAAGCCAAGAUGCAAGCCAUGUUUGACGAAGAUGUGGAGGAAGGAGAUGUUUCGCAGCUUGUCAGUGAUUCGCCGGCUCCCAUGGCUGACCAGGCUGCAUCGAUGGCUGCGGUAGAAAACGCCAUGGCUGAAGAUACCGAUGCCACACCUGCAGCGACGCCUAUGGCCGACACACAAGACGAGCAAUCCGAUGACGAAGAAUCAGACGAAGACGACGAAGAUUCUCCAGACGUCAUCGACGAGGAUGCGGCGGCCAAGGCAGCAGAGCGUGCACAGCAGCUCGAAGAAGUUGCGGACCUGGAGAAAGAGGUCGAGAGAGCAAGGCAGAAAUCGAACGCUAUGACCAAUCAGUUGUUGCGUCAGCGUGAGAUGCAACGUCUGAAUGGGUUGCUGGAGGAGCUUGCCACAAAGAAGCGUGUCUUCGGCCUGGAGGAUGACGACGAUGAGUAA
Molecule: messenger RNA, 1722 nt
Organism: Pseudocercospora fijiensis CIRAD86
Lineage: Eukaryota; Fungi; Ascomycota; Dothideomycetes; Mycosphaerellales; Mycosphaerellaceae
Exons: 1
Coding region: 1-1722 (573 amino acids)
Biological process (GO): transcription initiation at RNA polymerase II promoter; RNA polymerase II preinitiation complex assembly
Cellular component (GO): transcription factor TFIID complex
Molecular function (GO): RNA polymerase II general transcription initiation factor activity
Source: RefSeq, a predicted model, not a curated record